CGCAGCACAACAUGGAAGAUAUUGAAGUAUCACAACAGUUCAAAACAAACUCCCCCUCUCUCCCCUCCCCCACCGCUCAACACAUCGCCAGCAUCUCCGGCACUCGCCUACACAUCCGCUCCUUAACCUCUCUCGAAAUAAUCCGCAGUAUUCCCCUACCUUCAUCACACGACCUCCGCAACUCACGCUUAUGCUGGAGCCCCCCAACAACGUCGACCUGCGGAUCCGGAAUCGCAACGCCUCCGCGACGCGGCCUGGCGCUAAGGUCGAAUCGCAUACUCAUAGCCGACGAUGAGACGACGCGGGUAUAUGACGUCCGUGAUGAUAAAUGGAAUGCUGUGAUUAGCAAUGGGAGUGGCGGGAUGGGGAAGAAUGUGCACGUCGAGUUCGGCGCGAGUGAAGACGAGGUUGUUGUUUUCUCGGAUUUUCAGAGCAAGAUUACGGUGUGGUGUUUACGGUCUGGCCGGACUGUGGAGAUAAAGGAUCCGAAAUAUUCGUCGGGGCGGGGUUGGGGAUAUAGGCCUUGUGGAGAAGUGGUCGGGAGCGAAGAGGGAAGAGGAAAGAGUGGGGUGUUGGCUGUGUUGUGUCGUAAUUCGGGGCAAGAUGUAAUGAUUUUGUUGGCGCCGAGGACGUACAAGGUGCUUAAGAGGGUAGAACUUAGGACUGUGGAUGCACAGGGGCUGAAGUGGUCAGGAGAUGGAAGUUGGGUUGCGAUUUGGGAUUCCUCGGGCUCGGGGUAUCAUCUGCAUAUUUACACAGCUGAUGGACACCUCUAUCGAACUAUCCAGCGGGAAACACAAAUGCUGUCUUCGGAAUUCGAUAUCGAGGGCCUGGGUAUCAAGACCGUGGAUUGGUUGCCUGGAAACGAGUUUCUUGCAAUUGGAGGCUGGGAUCGGCGCGUUCGCAUGCUAUCUACGCGGACUUUUGCGCCCGCAUUAUUCCUGGAUCACACGGCGCAGAUAUGUGUGCCGAAAUGUCAGGUGUACAAGGAGCAAAUUGACGCCACUAGAUCGAGAACAUACGUGUUAAGCCCGCAGCCUAUACUGCCGCCAAAAGCCGAGAUAGGGAAGGACGACCGGAGUGCAAUGCCGAAACAAGGUAUCAGCAUCAUUGCAGUGAAUACAGAUGCUACGCUAUGCGCGACAAGAGACGAUUCCACCCCUACAGUAGUCUGGAUAUGGGACCUACGAUCCUUAGAACCAAGGACGAUUCUGAUUCAGCAUUCGCCCAUUAAGAGUCUUCAAUGGCAUCCAACAAACCCAUCACUCCUGCUCAUACAAAUAUUCCAAGACUCGCCAACUGUAUACCUCUACACCGCUCCCUCUGUUCUCUUCCACUCCACCUCCGAAGCUGUCACGCUAACCCCACCAAACAUCCUCGACCUCUCCUCGCAAAUCAGCAAGCCUGCCGGGUCCUUACCCGCGAAAUGGACGGCAUCAUGGCUUCCCACUCCCAUGGAUAAGAAACCGUUCUUCGUGUUCGGCCACCAACAAGCCUACACUCUCAUCUGGCCAGAAGGGAAAGACCAGAUCCUCAGAUUCGAAGGCGAAGAUGGGGAGGAGAGCGAAGAUAGCUUGUAUGACAUCCUAACCGGACGAACGCCAGUGCCGAAGCUCUGUGAAACGAUGAGAGUCGAUUAUGGGGACAGUGAGAUGGAGGAUAGUGGCGAUUUUUUGGGGGUGGGGCAGGGGGAAAUUGAGGGGAUGGGGUUACCGGCGAAGGAAGGGAGUACGGGGAGUUUUGAGGAUACGUUUAGGGAACGGAGAAGGGUUGUUAGUGGGGGUGGUGUAAGGCAAGGGAGAGGGAGAGAGAGGGGGGAGAGUGUGUUUGAUGAGAGUGGGAUGAGUGAGAUGUUUUAG
Molecule: messenger RNA, 1859 nt
Organism: Lindgomyces ingoldianus
Lineage: Eukaryota; Fungi; Ascomycota; Dothideomycetes; Pleosporales; Lindgomycetaceae
Exons: 2
Coding region: 12-1859 (615 amino acids)
Biological process (GO): microtubule anchoring at mitotic spindle pole body; mitotic sister chromatid segregation; protein localization to mitotic spindle pole body
Cellular component (GO): microtubule organizing center; MWP complex; mitotic spindle
Molecular function (GO): protein binding
Source: RefSeq, a predicted model, not a curated record